AAUGGCACGGGGUGAUCAAUACGGUUUGAAUUGGUCUGUAAUAAGGUAGGGCACUGAUACGGCGUUGACAGGUGUGCCAUGGGUGAGGAGGGCUUUAACGCGGAAAUGGUAUAGACGCCGCACAUGCCGGGUUGACCAAGCCUCCGGAUCCAUGCUAGAAUGGACUGUUCAGACAUCCCAAGAGUCACCAGAAUGUUGCUGCUCAUUGUUAGGAGUCUCCCACACGAUCCUGGAGUCUCCAGCUCGAAGUUGGCUUCCCGCGAAUAAAUUGGAGUCUGCAGUUCAAUUUCUAGUUGAUUCAGCUCAUGAUCAAGAGUCACAGCUCAUGGAAAGAAUACAGAGUUUGGACUACAGCCGCACUUAAAAAAAAAAGCCGACAGUUUCACAGUUCAAGUGUUCGCGUCUCCAAGUCUCGGCUUGGCAACGACACCGAUGAUUGGAGGGGCUAAGCCGGUUUGUCACCUCCUCAGUCGUGGUUUGGAGAAAUCCAGCAUUGGUCGUGGCCGGUGUCGCUCAAGCUGUGACCUUUUUUUCGCGCUUAUCAUUUGGGAUUCGCGGCCCAAUAAUAAUAAUGACCAAACACGUGGACAGACGCCCCCUAUGACAGCAGGCCGUUUUGCACUGCCGAUGGUGGUGUGAUGCCCCACAGCUGUGCGUUUGCACUGAGCGUACACUGCAUACCGCGAGCGUGCCACCAAGCCUAGUGGAGUAAACCGGACAGACUCGAGGUUGCAUUCAUUGAUGGCGGUCUUCGGGCGACGCCGUUCUGCUCGGUACGUGGCGCUGCUGUGCUCGGCGGGCGCCCUGUUUGUGUUCUACCUCCUCGCGUCAGGCCACGGGGGGAAAACGGAUGCCGGGGAGGGCAGAGCGCGCGAGGAACGAGGAGUGGUUUUGCCCGUGGAGGUUCAGAAUCAAAUCCAAAAGCAGGAUGAGGUCGCGAACCCGGAGGCGGACUAUGAGUUGCUGAAGAGACCAGUGUACGAGAAGCCACCACUGGACUCGAAUGCCCUGGGGGAGAUGGGGAAAGCCGUCCGCCUGAACUUGGAGGGCGAGGAGAAGCGCAAGGAGGAGGAGAGCAUCAACAAGCAUCAGAUUAACAUCUACGUGAGCGACCGCAUCUCGCUGCACCGCCAGCUGCCCGAGAAGUGGAACCCGCUGUGCAGAGAAAAGAAGUACAACUACCGGCAGCUGCCCACGACCUCGGUGGUGAUCGCCUUUUACAAUGAGGCGUGGUCAACACUGCUGCGAACCGUGCACAGCGUUCUGGAGACCUCCCCAGACGCGCUGCUCAAUGAGAUCAUCUUGGUGGAUGACUACAGCGAUCGCGAGCAUCUGCGCGAUCGCUUGGAGCAGUACAUCGCCACGCUGCGCAAGGUGCGGCUCGUGCGAGCGCGCAAGCGGGAGGGGCUGGUGCGGGCGCGCCUGCUGGGCGCCGGCGUGGCCACGGGCGACGUGCUCACCUUCCUCGACUGCCACUGCGAAUGCCACGUUGGCUGGCUGGAGCCCCUGCUGGAGAGGAUAGCCGAGGAGGAGUCGGCUGUGGUGUGCCCGGUGAUCGACGUCAUCGAGUGGAACACAUUCGAGUACAUGGGAAAUGCGGGCGAGCCGCAGAUUGGUGGCUUCGACUGGCGCCUCGUGUUCACGUGGCACACGGUGCCGGGACACGAGCAGAAACGGCGCAAAUCGCCCAUCGAUGUCAUACGCUCCCCGACGAUGGCGGGCGGGCUGUUUGCUGUGAGCAAGAAAUAUUUUGAUUACCUGGGAACAUACGAUACUGGAAUGGAAGUCUGGGGUGGAGAGAACUUGGAGUUUUCAUUCCGGAUCUGGCAGUGCGGUGGCACCCUGGAGGUCCACCCCUGCUCGCAUGUGGGACACGUAUUCCCCAAGCAGGCGCCCUACUCGCGCAGCAAAGCGCUGGCCAACAGUGUACGUGCCGCUGAGGUCUGGAUGGAUGGCUACAAGGAGUUGUACUACCACAGAAACCCACAUGCCAGAAUGGAGCCAUUUGGCGAUGUGACAGAACGGAGGAACCUGCGGGAGCGGCUGCAGUGCAAAACUUUCAAGUGGUUCCUGGAGAACGUCUACCCUGACAUUCACGUGCCAGAGGACCGGCCAGGGAAAUUUGGCAUGCUGAAAAACCGGGGUCUGAGCAACUAUUGCUUUGACUACAACCCUCCAGAUGAGAAUCAGGUGACGGGACAAAGGAUCAUCUUAUACGGAUGCCAUGGCAUGGGCCAAAACCAGUUUUUCGAAUACACGUCUGAGCAAGAGAUCCGGUACAAUACACGGCAGCCUGAAGCAUGUGCAGCCGUUGACAAUGGAAUGGACUACCUUACCAUGUAUUAUUGUCACUCCAAGAACAGUCCUGUUACAGAAAACCAGAAGUUUGACUUCAGGGAGGAUGGCUCCAUCUUUCACAUAUUGACCCAGAAGUGCCUGGAGGCAGUGGAACAGCCCAACUCUGGACCCUUGCCGCUGUUGCGGACCUGUGACGGCAACACCCGCCAGCGCUGGCUCUUCAAGGAGAGGGCCUAGAGCGUUGUGAUGCACUCUCAAUGAUGUCCUCAUUAGUGCUGUUUUAAUUCUAUGCAAGGCUCCCGGCACUUAAGCUGUCUAAAACACAGUCGUUAACUGUAAUAUUAUCCGGACCAAAGAACGUAGCGGUAGUGGCACAUAAGCUGUGACUGUGGUAAUACUUUUGAUGAUUUUUGGGAACUGGUUUGUGGAAGUAUUUGAUGGGCUGAGACAAUCAUACUUGUAUAUACCCGUAUUGUUAAUGUCACGCCAAAAAUGUGGAUCCAAGGCAUAUGGUUCUAAAAGACGUUUUACAUUCAUAACCAAAUUGAUAGUCCUACCCUAAAAAAUCCUGGCAGUAAUUGGAUGUCCGGUUUAAUCAGCCACUGCCUACCUAGCAUAAUAAAACCAUAUUACCUCUUUGCAUGGCAGCAUAUUGCUGCAGAAACCAAGUUGCGGGAUUAGGAUGGAACCAUAAAGUUCUAGCAAGAUGUCCAAAAUGUGUUUCUACAGUGUAAAGGGCUUUGGUGGGGUUGUGAAAGUCAGGAGUGGAGAUGCUCUGUCAGUGUAAGAAGUGGUUGUAAUUUGGAACGAGCACAUUAUUUUGCAAUUUAUUGUCAGCAGGGUGGCAAAAGAAAAGACAAAAAAUAACUAUUUACACUUCGAUUUAAAGUUUUCGUGACUUCAGGGAUUCAUAUUCUUGGUUCUUUCGGUAAAGUCCACGUAUAAGGGAACCAAUAAAAUAAAAAAAUAUAAAACAAUAAAAUUAUCACGACGUU
Petromyzon marinus (sea lamprey) is the source of this 3293-nucleotide messenger RNA. It is a transcript of the gene GALNT15, whose product is annotated as polypeptide N-acetylgalactosaminyltransferase 15. Lineage: Eukaryota; Metazoa; Chordata; Hyperoartia; Petromyzontiformes; Petromyzontidae. Gene Ontology annotation, cellular component: Golgi apparatus. The record is from RefSeq and is a predicted model, not a curated record. Gene Ontology annotation, molecular function: polypeptide N-acetylgalactosaminyltransferase activity. Gene Ontology annotation, biological process: protein O-linked glycosylation.